Molecule: messenger RNA, 1708 nt
Organism: Struthio camelus australis
Lineage: Eukaryota; Metazoa; Chordata; Aves; Struthioniformes; Struthionidae
Source: RefSeq, a predicted model, not a curated record
AUGAACCUGAAGCAUUACUUUUUUUUUUCUAGGGGAAAUGCACCAAAAUUAAACUUGGGAGGCAGUACCACAACUCAAGCUACAGGUAUCACAGGAGGCUUUGGGUUUGGUGGCUCUGCACCAACUAGUGUGCCCUCAAGUCAAGCAGCAGCUCCAUCUGGCUUUAUUUUUGGCUCUACUGGUACUACCACCACCACUACCACUCAGUCUGGGACAACUGGAGGGUUUAAUUUUUCCAGUGGCAGUGCGACUCAGGCAGGAACGCCCAGCUUCAAUAUCAGCACUGUAAGCAAUGCAACCCCACAAGCAGCGCCCACAGGGUUGACCUUUGGAAUAGCGCCUGCUGCUGCAGCUGCCACCACUGCUGCCACCCUAGGAGCAACAACACAGCCGGCAACUGCCUUCAGCCUUGGGGGACAGUCCUCGGGUCUAAACUUUGGAUCAUUGACUUCAACAGCAGCCACUAGCGCACCCACGGGAACGCUGACUGCUAGUACAAGCCAGGCACCCACUCUGUCAUUUGGAACCAAACUUGGAGUAACAUCCACAGCUUCUACAACUGCUGCUACCACCACAACUUCCCUUCUUGGUUCAACUGGGCCUACACUGUUUGCAUCUAUAGCAAGUUCCUCAGCACCAACCUCAUCAUCCACCACCACAGGCCUCUCACUUGGUGCCUCUUCCACUGGCACAACCAGUCUUGGAACUCUUGGAUUUGGAUUAAAAGUUCCUGGAACAACAACUGCAGCAUCAAGCACUGUGACUAGCUCUUCCUCUGCUCCUAGUGUAAGCUUUGCUUUGAAUCUUAAGCCAUUAACUACCACUGUUACUGUUGGAGCUGUGACUUCUACAGCUAGUAUAACCACAGCAACAACCAGUGCACCUCCAGUGAUGACUUAUGCCCAGCUUGAGAGCCUGAUAAACAAGUGGAGUCUGGAACUCGAAGAUCAAGAGAAACACUUCCUUCAUCAAGCUACGCAAGUUAAUGCCUGGGAUCGGACACUGAUAGAGAACGGAGAAAAAAUUACCUCAUUGCACAGAGAAGUAGAGAAAGUGAAGCUUGAUCAGAAGAGACUGGAUCAGGAACUAGACUUUAUUCUGUCGCAACAGAAAGAGCUGGAAGACUUACUGACUCCUCUGGAGGAGUCUGUGAAGGAACAGAGUGGGACUAUCUACUUGCAGCAUGCAGACGAAGAAAGGGAGAGAACAUAUAAACUGGCUGAAAACAUAGAUGCUCAGUUAAAGCGUAUGGCACAGGAUCUCAAGGACAUCAUUGAGCACUUGAAUACAUCAGGAGGCCCAGCAGACACUAGUGACCCACUUCAGCAGAUCUGUAAAAUUUUGAAUGCACAUAUGGAUUCAUUGCAGUGGAUUGACCAGAACUCAGCCCUGUUGCAGAGAAAGGUAGAAGAGGUAACAAAGGUUUGUGAGAGUCGCCGCAAGGAGCAAGAGCGCAGUUUUCGAAUCACAUUCGAUUGAAAGACUCAAUGGUGUUCGAAUAUUAACCUGAAAUCCUGUCUACAUAGAGAACUGAAGUUGGUGGGAACAUGGAUUUAAAAUUGUGAUUGGGAUUUAUUUUCUUUGUUUUGUUUUUUAUUUCAGUAAGUCUCUCUGCUUUGUUUUUUAUGCCAAAGCUAGUCUUCGUACUGUCUUACUGGAAUUCAGUGACUCUGGUCUGACAGACUGCAUAAAGGUUCUGCUGAAAGUA